Messenger RNA from Laccaria bicolor S238N-H82, 180 nucleotides. RefSeq lists its product as uncharacterized. NCBI's taxonomy places the organism in Eukaryota, Fungi, Basidiomycota, Agaricomycetes, Agaricales, Hydnangiaceae. The record is from RefSeq and is a predicted model, not a curated record. Bases 1 to 180 code for a protein of 59 amino acids. The transcript has a single exon.
AUGACGAGGUACUGUGCAGUUUUUGAGUGCUUUCCCCCUUGGAACAGCAAUAACUUGGAUUCUAGAUACGUAGCUGCGUACAAGAGUUCAACACAAACAACAAGAAAGCUACAAGUAAGAAUGUCCUGUAAAUGUGAGCGAGUAGCUACAACAUGUCCGAGUGUCCAAGGAGGUCCGUGA